AGAAAAACAAAACCCAGAGGAAUCCAAAACCCUUUCCUUUUUGUAAACCCUGUCCGGCGAGGCGAGGCGAGGCGACGGACAAUGGUAUCUUCAUUAUUGUUAUCAUAUAGAUAUAGAAGAUACAUAUACAAUCAUGUUAUUCAUUUCCACAGAUCCCCCCCUAUUUCUACAGUAGCAGUGAGUUCGAUCGGGCAUAAAUUAAGGUUUUCGGCAUUUUAUUCCACACAUUUUGUUGGCGAUACUCCUGUCCUCGUUAGGGAUUUUAUACAUUCAGCAUUGUAUGAUCCAAAUCAUGGUUACUUUUUCCAAAGUCCUCGCUCUGUUGGCGUCCUCGAUAGGAGCAUUAACUUUCAUAAUCUUCAAGGAAGGAAAGCUUACAUGUCACACUUGGACAAAAUAUACAAGCAAAAUGAUGUUUCCUGGUUUACUCCAGUUGAGCUUUUCAAGCCUUGGUAUGCCCACGGAAUUGCUGAAGCAAUUUUGCGAACAACCAAUCUUUCUUUUCCACUAAAGAUCUAUGAAAUUGGAGGUGGAUCAGGAACUUGUGCAAAGGGCAUAAUGGAUUACAUAAUGUUGAAUGCACCCACUCGAGUUUAUAAUGAUAUGUCAUACACCUCUGUAGAAAUUAGUUCUUCGUUAGCCAAGAAACAGUUGGAGACUGUUGGGGAAGUUCGCAGUCACUUAUCAAAGUUCAAAGUAGAAUGCCGUGAUGCUGCUGAUCGUAGUGGAUGGGGGGAGGCAGAACAACAACCAUGCUGGGUUAUAAUGCUCGAGGUUCUUGAUAACCUUCCACAUGAUCUAAUUUAUUCAGAAAAUCAAGUUUCUCCAUGGAUGGAAGUUUGGGUAGAAAAGCAACAAGACAGCUCUAAAUUAUCUGAGUUGUAUAAGCCGAUGCAGGAUCCACUGAUCAAAAGCUGUUUGGAUAUCUUACAUGUGGACAAAGACUAUAGACCCCAGGAAGCUAGGGAGGCUUCGUUCCCUGGCAACAUCUGGGCUAAAGUCUUUCCUAAACCUAGACGAUGUUGGCUACCGACUGGUUGUUUGAAACUUCUAGAAGCAUUACACGGAGCCUUACCAAAGAUGUCAAUGAUUGCUUCUGACUUCAACUACCUUCCUGAUGUCAAAGUACCUGGUGACAGAGCUCCACUGGUUUCAACAAAGAAAGAUGGAAGCAGUUCAGACUACAGCACCUACCUGGAUGCCAAGGGUGAUGCAGAUAUAUUUUUCCCAACAGAUUUUUGGUUCUUGGAGCGUAUUGACCAUUACAGCUCUGGAUGGUUAAAAUCACGUAUAGAGUCUUUUGAGCGAUCAUCAAAACAAGGAAAGAAAAGGCGCACCAUAACACUGGAUACAUCGGUGUUUAUGGAAGAAUUUGGCCUGCCUACAAAGACAAGGACCAAAGAUGGAUACAACCCUCUUCUUGACGACUUUAUAAAUACUAAAUUUUACCUUAGCGUCCCAACUCACAAUACCAAAUAAAUAGUUUCAUUUACAACUCUAAAUAGUCGACUACAAAGAGAAAUGUUUCCGUGUACUGAAGUCCGAGAUACCUUGAUCUUGCAUAUCGUCAAAUCCUGUUGUGCUCUUCAUUUUGGGCUUUCAUUUCUCCGCCAGUUGGGUCCAAUAACUGUUGUAUCUUAGAGAUAUUAUGCACCCUUUAUGUAAUAAGACUAUACGAGUAACUAAGUAUUCAUAAUUCCAUAUUCAUUUACGCACAA
Erigeron canadensis is the source of this 1718-nucleotide messenger RNA. RefSeq lists its product as uncharacterized. Gene Ontology annotation, molecular function: protein-arginine omega-N symmetric methyltransferase activity. Lineage: Eukaryota; Viridiplantae; Streptophyta; Magnoliopsida; Asterales; Asteraceae. The transcript is spliced from 14 exons. The record is from RefSeq and is a predicted model, not a curated record. Bases 82 to 1479 code for a protein of 465 amino acids. Gene Ontology annotation, cellular component: mitochondrion.